Messenger RNA from Labrus bergylta (ballan wrasse), 4960 nucleotides. RefSeq names its product oxidative stress induced growth inhibitor 1 (gene osgn1). NCBI's taxonomy places the organism in Eukaryota, Metazoa, Chordata, Actinopteri, Labriformes, Labridae. The record is from RefSeq and is a predicted model, not a curated record. Gene Ontology annotation, biological process: negative regulation of cell growth. Gene Ontology annotation, molecular function: growth factor activity.
UGCUAUAGCGGUAUAUAAUCCUUGAAUGUGCAGCUCUGAGCCGCAGCUGGAGGUUUGCGCAGCACAUGUACGGAAGAAAGCGGACAAAAAGCUUCGAGCGAGUCUGCGGAAUGAGGCAGUGAGAGGCUGCAGGGGAAGCAAAGAAGACACACACUGGUUAAUCUCUAUUCGCUGGAAGGCUCUGGUAGCUGGAAGAGGACACAGAAAGCCUCAUCGCCAGGAAAUAAAUUAAAAUGGAUCUUCACGACAAAGAAAUUCUCCCUGGAGAGACUCUACCUGUGGUCAUCAUCGGUAACGGCCCUUCAGGGAUCUGUCUGUCGUACCUGUUGUCGGGCUACACCCCCUACCUGUCACCUGAGGCAACACAUCCCAACCCCCUGCUGAACAGCAAGCUGGGAGAGCAGCCUCACCUGUCACUGCUGGAGCAGGAUCUGGAGUACCUGUGCGAGGGAUUAGAGGGCAGGUCGUCCAAUCCCGUGGCGGUGCUUUUUGACUCGCUGCUGCUUCCCGACAGCGACUUCGGAUUGGACCACACGUCUCCGCUGGACUGGCGAUACGAGCCGGAGCGAGCCAUCCCUCACCUGGUGCUGGGGAAGGGUCCACCCGGAGGAGCCUGGCAUGCUAUGGAGGGCUCGAUGCUAACUCUGAGCCUGGCUAACUGGAUGGAGCUUCCUGGACUUGGACUGAAGGACUGGAUGAGAGAGAAACGCAGAAAUGUACGUAAUGACCGUGCCACACCAGCAGAGAUCGCCUCCUACUACCAACACUACGUUUCACAGAUGUCCCUGGAGCAGAGCUUUGCCUGUGGAACCACGGUCACCUCGGUAACCAGGCAGCCAGGCAACCAUGACGGGUCGCCGCCCUGCUGGAGGGUGACAGGCCUUCAGCGCAGAGAGGGGGAAGAGCUGGGAGACGGCUCCUCCGUGUCAGAGGAAGUGCCUUUCUCGCUGUUGGCCCACAAUGUGGUGUUGGCGACGGGGACCCACGACAUCCCGGCCAGGCUCGGCGUUGAGGGCGAGUCCCUGCCCUACGUCUGCCACUCGUUCUGGGAGCUGGAGGCGGCCAUCUCUCGCGGGGAGCUCGACCAAUCCUCAGACCCGGUGCUAGUUGUGGGGGCGGGGCUAACAGCAGCUGAUGCAGUCUUGGCAGCACACCAUCUCAACACGCCCGUCUACCACGCCUUCAGACGCUCGGUCAACGACCCCGGCCUCAUCUUCAACCAGCUGCCUAAACUCCUCUACCCAGAGUACCACAAGGUUCACCAGAUGAUGACUCAGCAGCAGUACCAGCCGAGCACGCCACCUCAGAACCACGCCCAGAACCUUCAUAACUCAUCAACCCCUUCCUCACCUUCAACUUCCCCCGCCUCGUCCUCAUCCCCUUCCUCUUACCCGGGUUAUUUGAGCUUCCCGCGCUACAAAGUCGUAGCGCUCCGACCUGAUAAGAAGUGUGUUCUGGAGUCAGAUUCUGGCCAUCGAACCGUGGUCCAAGUCUCCAAGGCAUUGGUUCUGAUUGGCGCCCACCCCAACCUUUCCUUUCUGGGUGACAAUGGGCGUCCUCUUGGUAUUUACCCAGAGGAAACGAUCACAUGCCGGAGAAACCCAAUUGAGGUUGACCCGUUCACAAACAGCGUGGUGGCAGCAGACGGACCAGGCAUGUACGCAAUGGGGCCAUUGGUUGGCGAGAACUUUGUCAGGUUCCUGAAAGGAGGGGCGCUGGCUAUCGCUAGCGACCUCACCAAGAGACAAAGGGAGAGACAAGAGAGAGAGGAUCGGGAUUUGACCACAGAGAGGUUGAUGGACAGAUGGUUGGACAGACAAGUCACCACACAUACAGAAUCAGAGGUUUGUGUUCUGGACUCAUAGCAGGUCGUCUGAAAUACAAGUGUUGAAUAGACUGAAGCAACGCGACCUUACUGAUCGGAUCCAAGCUAACGGGUCGAGACAGAACACGAACUGAUGCAAACAAAAGAGACCCAGGUCAUGUUUCCAGAAAUCCCAGAGUAGGAAAAUAAAAUGCGCUGCUAAGUUGUUUAAUGAGUGAAACAGGCAACAAACGACGACUGGACUUGCACUGGUUUGGAAGGAUCUGAUAACUUGCAAGAGCUGCUGUAGACCGAUUGUCGCGCUGCUCAAAUCCUAAAGACUUACAGGUCCUUCAAAUAAAUGUACAUUUGUGGGAUUUCAAUACACUGAAGUUAAAGACACUAUGGAGAAACAAUUUAGUGUGUUUGGGCCGGCCACAUCAAAAUUAAGUGUCGACAUUGAAUGAUACCGAUAUCCACAUCAGUUAUUUCAGAACUUGAAACUAUCCAUAAAUUGGGCAGAAUGUGUGUUUAACUUGAACAUGUAAUGUAGAACUUUCAAUGCCAGUCUCUUAAAUAACUAUUCACGUGAGAUUUACUGAAGAGAAAAAUGCAGUAAAAAAACAAAAAAAACAAAAAAAACAAAAAAAAAACAGUGCCCUCUGGUGGUCAAACAAUGCAACUACAAUAAUCUUUCACUUGACCGUAAACAUAUUUUUCAUUCUGCAAAGCAAUCGCUCAUUAGUGAUACAAAUGUUCAUCAUCAAAUGUUCAUUUUCGCUGUUACCGUGCUGGUUUCUUGGAGCCAGAAAUGACCAUAUUUGGACGAAAGGUUGGAGCUUGGUGGGAGAAAGUAGUUAGCAAACGUCGCGUUCUUAGCGUUUGCUAGUAUUAGCUUGGUAGCUAAGUGAGUUUGUAAUUCAAGUUAGCAGUGAUAUUAUCAAGACAUUUUUGGGUCGCUAUGGUUGCGCCUAGUCAGUCAAAGGGUAACCACGCUCUUGACCCUACCCAGGAGUCUCGUCUGUUUUACUCUAAAUGGUAAAAUUAUCACAAACCAUAAACUCUUUACCGUGGUAAUUAAUCCGAUAUGAUUUUUCACCCAGACUCCCCCUACUGGCCAUUUGAAAGAAUGCAGCUUUUCAGAACUCCUUCAUUGACUUCCCUUUGCAGAUUAUGAAGACGCUUCUACUUCUCGUAUAUACAGUCUAUGAUGCCAUUGUUACACUAAUAUUUACUGAUGAUACUGGUUUCACCUAAAUUAGGAUGGACAGCUAGCAAGUUAAAGAUUUAUUUAAAAAACACUGUCGAGAGUAUUUUAAAAUUAAUCACACACACAUACACAAUCAACCAGCUGAACUGAAGCUCGCUUUGUAUUAUUUACAUCCUAAAGUAAACAAUAAUAAACUGUAAAUAAAUAUGACCUGAUUACAUAACUAUUUAUUAUGGAUGAGGAACAAAAUAAUCAGAAGAGGAUGAGAAAUUGAUCCUUGGUAAAGCGAGUACUUCUGGUUUGGUUUUUCUAUCCCUCAGAGUGCCGAGGUUACGGCAAUAACUUCCUGCUUUUAGCUCUUAAUAAUCUGCCAAAAGGUCACACAUUGCCUCAGUCUCACUUGAUACACGAUGGACUUCAUGAUCAGGUUUCUGUAGAUCGAUCUUGAUUCUACUGUCUCAGUUAAACUGCAACACUACUCACUUCCUGCUCGUGUUUCAAGGGAAUUCUUGUCCCUGUGUUCUCUGUUUGCGUUUGUACAUACCGUGGUUUGCUUCCGUGUGAAUCUAAGGUGCUUUAUCUUUUAAUGUAGAGAUGAUUUUUUUUUUUUUUUUUUUUUUUUUAGUCAUGUAACUGGCAACUGUACCUACCUUCAAUCUGUAAAUGUUUGAUCACAACAUGAUGGUUUUAUACUUAACAGGAAAGAAGCAGAGAGACAUAUAUUUUUUCUAUAAUUCCUCUGAUUAAACGUGUUGGAUUAGAAGGCUUUGUAAUGUAUGAAGUUGGCAACAUGAACUUUUGAUGGCAUCUCAAUGAACCAGUGGCGGUGAGCUCCUCUUCUGUUAAUGAGUCAGGAGAACAAGGAAAGAUCUCUUUAGUUUUGGAUUAUGAUGAGAAGUCACACAAGAUUUAUUCUGCAGUUAAAUUCAGUUAAAUUUUACAGUUUGUCUCCGUUUAAUCUCCAUGCAUGAUUAUAAAGUUUUGUAGUCGAGACCAGACAAACAGAGACCGAGACAUGACCGAGACCAGAGUCCUCCAAGGCCGAGUCAAGACCAAGUCAUGUAGGGAUCUAGAAGUAGUCAAGACCAAGAGUUACCCGAGACCAGAGUCCUCCUAGACUGAGUCAAGGCUGAGACAUUUAGGGAUCUAGAAAGAGUCUAGACCAAGAGUUACCUGAGAUCAGAGUGCUCAGAGGCCGAGACAUGUAGGGAUGGAGACCGAGACCAAGACAUGCCUGAGACCAGAGUCCUCUAAGGCCGAGAGGGGGGGUAACUGGGGGAAACUACAAAUUGAAAUUAUUGGUUCUUUUAGAAAGUUUUCCUUCUAACCAUAGUUAUGACUUGGAAAAAUAUCUGGAGUCCACCCAGUCUGAGACCGAGACAAGACCGAUAAAGAGUGCUUUAGACUCCUAGAAAAGACUGAGACCUUUAAAAAGUGGUAUCGAGACCGGUCUGGAGUACUACAACUAUUUAUAUGAUCAUGAACCUGCGGUGAGAUAUGACAAGCUGUGGAAUAUUCUGCUUUUAUUCGACCAAAAUCUGUUUUGGCUUUCAAGUCAAGAAAUAAAUAAAAACCAACAUCACACACUUUAAAAAAAACAACCUUUAUUAAGCCUUUAUUUUUUAUCUGAUUUUAAAAAACAUCACAAUCGGCCUGAAUGCAUGUAAUUAAGAAAAGCUGUGACAUAAAGAGAGCCAGCGGUGCCUUUAAUCUCUUCACUCAUGGACGUGUUCAUUUUGUAUUUGUUCACUGCAGACAGAAAACGUUUCAAUGUCUUCUUAUUCUGUAAAAACAAUCAUGUGCACUCUUUGUUUGACCCUCACUAUCUUUGUGUCACCGGGUUUGAAUUAUAAAUAUGAACAUCUGUUCCAUCUGUAUUUACUGUCAAACCUCUGUUUUUCCACGUUUGUUCAUGGGUUUCUAUUAAAAGACGAUUUUCCAGCAAA